This is a messenger RNA of Chenopodium quinoa (quinoa), 840 nucleotides long. RefSeq lists its product as uncharacterized. The transcript has a single exon. Lineage: Eukaryota; Viridiplantae; Streptophyta; Magnoliopsida; Caryophyllales; Amaranthaceae. The record is from RefSeq and is a predicted model, not a curated record. The coding region runs from base 1 to 840 and encodes 279 amino acids.
AUGAAACGAACAGAACGUAGCUGGAUGUAUGAAAGGAAGGUUGGACAUUCUAUUAAUCCGGAUUUUGUGAAAGGGGUAGAUGAAUUCCUUAAAUACGUGAAAGAUCAUCCCGAGAGCAGCAACCCGAAUGAAGUUAGGUGUCCAUGUUUUAAAUGUAAGAACAAGUGGCUAUGGGAUGCGGAAACGGUUAAAAUUCAUUUGUAUCGCAAGGGUUUUGUGCCUAAUUACUAUGCGUGGAUGUUUCAUGGGGAAGGGUUUCCGGGAGUUCCUGAAGGGCCGUCAAAUGAAUACCGUGAAAUGGUUUUCGAUGCUUUUGGUCAUAAUGAAGAUCAAGGGCAUUCUAAAGAGGUAGAGGAGGAGCCUAAUGCACAAGCUAAGCAUUUCUUAGACUUGUUAAAAGCUUCCGAACAACCAUUAUACGAAGGGAGUUCGUUGUCUGUCUUAGAGAUGGAUACCCGAAUUACUAGUCUUAAGUGCGAAUAUAAAUUGCCCCAUAGAUGUGUUAAUGGGUUUGCUUCUUUGGUCAAUGAGGCUAUUCCUAACAACAACCAUAUGGCCGAUACAUUCUAUGAGGUGAAGAAGAUUGUAAAGGGGCUGGAGUUGCCUCAUGAAAAGAUUCAUGCAUGCCCGAAAGGAUGUAUGCUAUUUUGGAAGGAUGUUGUUCAGCUAUCUUCAUGUCGAGUGUGUGGUAGCGACCGAUACAAGAAGACUUCCAAAGGUAGCUUAGUGCCUUUCAAUGUUUUAAUUUACUUUCCGAUCACACCGAGAUUGCAAAGGCUCUAUGCAACCAAGACCAUUUCGGAGGAAAUGACAUGGAAUUUGAAAAAUCCUCGAGUUUAA